CCUCAUGAGCGCAUGCGCACUCCGCGCGCUGAUAUCAUCGCUCCGGCCGCGGUUCAGGAUUCCCCCCUCCCUUAUCGUUCAGAUCGGAUUCCGUCACCGUAGAUAGGUUCGCUCCUUCUCUUUUAGCCUUCCGUAAAACUCUUUUAUCUUUGACGUCGGGAACUUCGGGCUAGGAAAUCUCGACGGGGGAAAAAAAAAAGGCCAAACGACCAUUCAGAAGCGGGGGGGGGGGGGGAACCGCACCUCUGCUGCCACCUAACUCUCGGCGGGAAGUUUGCAACCGAGCCCUUACAACCCGAGGAUCGAGUAUACUAAGCGAAGGCAGGCCAGCACAUGCAUGAUGGUCAUUAGAAGCGCCAGGAAUACGAAGCGCAUGCUCACUUGAAGGAUGGACUGCUGAUUUGGAAAGCACCACAAACCUGGUCCUACACCCUGGCUGGUCUGCUUUCUGUUUUAUUUAUCUAUUACUAGUUUUUUGAUUUGAACUUUUCAUAACCUGCCAGCUGUUCUUUAGACACACAUGGUGCAUUGUUGUCAUUCCCAAAAUCACAUCUUUGAAAUCCAGGACCUUGGUAACCUUCUUCAAACAGACGACCUCAAGGAUAAUAUCUACAGGAGGACUUUUCAAACCUGCCGCCCUCUAGUUUCAUUUUUGUCUCCGCCCUCUUUCUAGAACAUUAUGGAACCCACAAUGGAGUCCUGCUUGAUGCAGGUCCUGCAGAAAGAUGUUGGGAAACGUCUUCAGGUUGGCCAAGAACUGAUAGAUUAUUUCUCAGAUAAACAGAAAUCUGCUGACCUUGAACAUGAUCAGACCAUGCUGGACAAAAUGGUUGAUGGUCUUGCUACCUCGUGGGUAAAUUCCAGCAAUUAUAAGGUUGUCCUGCUGGGCUUGGACAUCUUAUCUGCACUGGUGUCACGGCUCCAAGAUAGAUUUAAAGCUCAAAUUGGCACAGUGUUACCUAGUUUAAUUGACAGACUGGGAGAUUCAAAAGACUCUGUACGAGAGCAGGAUCAGGCCCUGCUCUUAAAAAUCAUGGAGCAAGCUUCUAGUCCCCAGUACGUGUGGGACAGAAUUUUGGGAGGAUUCAAACAUAAGAAUUUCCGGACAAGAGAAGGAAUUUGCCUCUGCCUUAUUGCAACUCUUAAUGCAUCUGGAGCUCAGAGUUUAACCUUGAGCAAGAUUGUGCCCCAUAUAUGUAACUUACUUGGUGACCCAAACAGCCAGGUUCGUGAUGCAGCAAUAAAUAGCCUUGUAGAAAUCUACAGACAUGUAGGUGAACGUGUAAGAGCUGAUCUCAGCAAAAAGGGAUUGCCACAGUCUCGGUUGAACAUCAUAUUUACAAAAUUUGAUGAGGUCCAGAAAUCAGGCACCAUGAUUCAGGGAGCUGGUGAUAAACAUUUUGAUGAUGACGACUCGGUGGAUGGGAACCGUCCAUCCUCAGCCAGUUCCUCAACCUCUUCAAAGGCUCCGUCAUUAUCUCGAAAAAGUGGGACGGGCACUGCUCGAAGAGUAGGAGCAGUAGCUUUAGUCGCAAAAACUCCAGCAACUAAAGAAGGAGCUGGUGCCGUGGAUGAGGAGGAUUUCAUUAAAGCUUUUGAAGAUGUCCCAACCGUUCAGAUUUAUUCUAGCCGAGACUUUGAAGAAUCCAUAAACAAAAUCAGAGAAAUCCUGUCUGAUGAUAAACAUGAUUGGGAACAGAGAGUAGCUGCAUUGAAAAAAAUCCGCUCUUUAUUAUUGGCUGGAGCUGCUGAGUAUGAUACCUUCUUUCAACAUCUGCGUUUGCUUGAUGGAGCCUUUAAAUUAUCUGCUAAAGACUUGAGGUCCCAGGUAGUGCGAGAAGCAUGUAUCACAUUAGGACAUUUGUCAUUGGUAUUGGGUAACAAGUUUGACCAUGGGGCAGAAGCCAUCAUGCCAACAAUCUUUAAUCUCAUUCCCAACAGUGCCAAAAUCAUGGCCACUUCUGGCGUAGUAGCUGUGAGAUUAAUCAUUCGACAUACGCACAUCCCUAGACUAAUUCCCAUCAUCACCAGUAACUGUAUCUCCAAAUCAGUUGCAGUUAGAAGGCGGUGUUUUGAAUUUUUAGAUUUACUUUUGCAGGAAUGGCAGACACACUCCCUGGAAAGGCAUGUAUCAGUAUUGGCUGAAACCAUCAAGAAAGGAGUCCAUGAUGCUGACUCCGAAGCACGAAUAAAAGCCAGAAAGUGUUACUGGAGCUUCCACAGCCAUUUUAGCCGAGAAGCAGAACAUUUGUUUAAUUCACUGGAAUCCUCAUACCAGAAAGCCCUGCAGUCUCACUUGAAGAAUUCUGAUAGCAUAGUGUCUUUGCCUCAGUCAGAUCGUUCCUCUUCUAGUUCCCAGGAGAGUCUCAACCGUCCAUUGUCUACCAAAAGAAGCCCAACCGGAAGCACUACUUCACGAGCUUCUGCAGGCAGUGUGAAAUCUGCGUCAACAUCGGGGUCUCUCCAGCGUUCUCGCAGUGACAUUGAUGUGAAUGCAGCAGCCAGUGCCAAAUCCAAAGUAACAUCUUCUGGUUCGGAUUCCCCCUUCAGUUCUGCUGCAGCCCUGCCUCCAGGCUCAUAUGCAUCUCUUGGUCGAAUUCGCACAAGGAGGCAAAGCUCUGGAAGCACCAGUAGUAUCACUUCAACACCUGCUGACACUCGAGGCCGCAGUCGGGCUAAAGUAGUUUCACAGUCCCAGCCUGGUAGUCGAUCUAGCUCUCCUGGCAAGCUGUUGGGAAGUGCAUAUGGUGGGCUUAGCAGUGGAACAACCAGAGGACACCCAAUGCCAACAUCAUCCUCAUCUACUGACAAACGCAGUAAAGUCCCUCGAAGCCAGGGCUGCAGCCGAGAGACCAGCCCUAGCAGGAUAGCUCUAGAACGGUUUGGGCUUGGCCAGCCAGGCAGGUUGCCUGCCUCUAUGAAUGCAAUGCGAGUUCUGAGUACAAGCACAGAUCUGGAGACUGCUGUGGCAGAUGCAUUGCUCUUAGGAGACUCCAGAAGCAAGAAAAAACCAGUGAGAAGAAGAUAUGAACCAUAUGGGAUGUAUUCUGAUGAUGAUGCAAACAGUGAUGCCUCCAGUGCUUGCUCAGAGCGGUCCUAUGGUUCCCGCAAUGGAGGCAUCCCACACUACCUGCGACAGACGGAAGAUGUAGCGGAGGUCUUAAACCACUGUGCUAGUUCCAAUUGGUCUGAAAGGAAAGAGGGGUUAAUUGGCUUGCAGAACCUAUUGAAGAGCCAGAGGACAUUAAGCCGUGUGGAGUUGAAAAGGUUAUGUGAAAUCUUCACACGUAUGUUUGCAGACCCCCACAGCAAGAGAGUUUUCAGCAUGUUUCUUGAAACCUUGGUAGACUUCAUCAUUAUUCACAAGGAUGAUUUGCAGGACUGGCUCUUUGUUCUUCUGACACAGUUACUGAAGAAGAUGGGUGCUGACCUACUGGGAUCAGUGCAGGCCAAAGUGCAGAAAGCUCUGGAUGUAACAAGAGAUUCUUUUCCGUUUGACCAACAAUUUAAUAUUUUGAUGAGGUUUAUCGUUGAUCAGACCCAAACACCAAACCUUAAGGUAAAAGUGGCAAUAUUAAAAUACAUUGAAUCCUUGGCUAGACAAAUGGAUCCUACAGAUUUUGUAAACUCCAGUGAGGCUAAACUUGCAGUUUCUAGGAUUAUUACCUGGACAACAGAACCAAAGAGCUCAGAUGUAAGAAAGGCAGCACAAAUAGUCCUGAUCUCUCUGUUUGAACUGAACACUCCUGAGUUUACCAUGUUACUUGGUGCCUUGCCAAAAACAUUCCAGGAUGGUGCUACCAGACUAUUACAUAACCACCUUAAGAACUCCAGCAAUACUAGUGUGGGUUCCCCUAGUAAUACUGUUGGCCGAACCCCUUCACGUCAUCCUAGCAGCAGAACCAGCCCCUUAACUUCACCUACCAAUUGUUCUCAUGGAGGAUUAUCACCCAGCAUGCUGGAUUAUGACACGGAAAACCUAAAUUCUGAUGAAAUUUAUAGUUCUCUUCGUGGAGUCACAGAGGCUAUAGAAAAAUUUAGUUUUCGUAGCCAAGAGGAUCUGAAUGAGCCAAUCAAACGUGAUGCAAAGAAGGACAGUGAUAUUGUUUCCAGAGAUGAUGGUAUAGCCUCACCAGCCACUGAUUUGCGUGGAAGCAGUGAUGUGGUGGAAGGAGGAAGGAUGGCUCUGGAUAACAAGACCUCCCUACUCAACACCCAGCCCCCACGUGCCUUUUCUGGACCCCGAGCUCGAGAGUACAACCCUUACCCCUACUCUGAUACUAUCAGCGCCUAUGAUAAAACUGCUCUUAAGGAAGCCGUAUUUGAUGAUGAUAUGGAUCAGCUUCGGGAUGUGCCCAUUGAUCAUUCUGACUUGGUGGCUGAUCUUUUAAAAGAAUUAUCCAAUCAUAAUGAGCGGGUAGAAGAACGGAAAGGAGCCCUCCUUGAGUUGUUGAAGAUUACAAGAGAAGAUAAUCUGGGAGUUUGGGAAGAACAUUUUAAGACAAUUUUGCUUUUAUUACUUGAAACACUUGGAGAUAAAGAUCAUUCAAUACGAGCCUUGGCCCUGAGAGUUUUGCGGGAAAUUCUGAGGAACCAACCAGCAAGAUUUAAGAACUAUGCUGAACUAACUAUCAUGAAGACCCUAGAAGCGCAUAAAGAUUCUCAUAAAGAGGUUGUGAGAGCUGCCGAGGAAGCUGCUUCCACUCUGGCUAGUUCCAUCCAUCCAGAGCAGUGCAUCAAAGUGCUUUGUCCCAUCAUUCAAACAGCUGACUAUCCAAUUAAUCUGGCUGCUAUUAAAAUGCAAACGAAGGUCAUUGAAAGAAUCUCAAAGGAGUCAUUGCAUCAGCUCCUACAAGACAUCAUCCCUGGAUUGUUGCAGGGUUAUGACAACACGGAAAGCAGUGUUCGCAAAGCCAGUGUGUUUUGCCUCGUGGCCAUCUAUUCAGUGAUUGGCGAAGAACUGAAGCCUCAUCUUGCGCAACUGACUGGGAGCAAGAUGAAGCUGUUGAAUUUGUAUAUAAAGAGAGCGCAGACGACCAACAGCAACAGCAGCUCAUCCUCAGAUGUUUCUACACACAGUUAAUGGAGAUCUUUGGACAUAUGUGUAGACAUAGAAACAAUCAGCUGUGCCUCUCAGAAACCUUCCCCUCAUCAGCACGCACCAUCUGCUGAUGGAGGCCAUGCAAAUAUUUAUUGCAAUCAGUAUUUUUAGUCCUUUUAAAGCUUUUUAUUGUAGGAGAUUCUUGGAAUUGAAUAUAAGGGAAGCAAGGCCUGGAUUGCAGUUUUCAUUAAAAACAAGGUAAUAGUGUACUGUGGUUAAAUGCAUUGCAUACUGUUUGCUAAGAUCUGAAGUAGUCCCAGAGAUGCAUAACACGUUCGUAUUUUAUCAAACAUAUUUCUUUGAUAUUGACGGAGAGCUUGAAUUUAUAUUAGACUAUAUUUGUAUUAUAGUCACACUUUUCACUAGCUACUCUAGUUCCCCCAAUUUCUCAAGCAUUGUUUUAAAAAUGAGCUUAAAAGUUGGAAUGGAUUUGCAUUCGUUUUCAGACAUAAUCUAUCUAUACAGGCUAUAAAAUCAAGCCGUUCCACUAGUUUUUUUUUUAACUAGAAAAAACCAAUACCAAUCACCUAUGUGACAAAGGUUAUGAAAAUUCAAGAAAUCCCAAGCAAAUAUGCAGCAGUACAAUCUAUACAGGGCAAUGUGGUUAAUUUUGUAGAACCAAUUCAAGAGCUGCCUCUGCAUCGACAACUCAGUUUACAAUUUCUUCUCGAUGUAUUUCAACAUAUUUUUUUCCAAAAUGUUUGAAAUUGCAAACUACUCUUAAUAUUGAUUCUAACCUACCUGACACAGCUUUACUGUUUGUUUGUUUGUUUUAACAGAGCUCUGUUUUGUUACAGUAUUUAUGGUAUUCCUUCUGUGACAACAGAUCUCUGUUAGCGUGCACUGAGCUCAGAUGCACUGCAGUUGCCUGUAUAUUGGUCAAGACCUAAUGUUGCUGUCAGAGAAAAGUGUCUCCUAGGAGAUAUGUGUGAAAUUCUAUUUCUGCUGCUUCGAUGUUCCAUGAGAAAAUGUUCUUUUCAAAGCUCUGAUUGGCUUCCUGGAGCUGCAACUCAGAUAACCAGGCCUUUCUUCCUUAAUAAAGGAUUUCUUUCAUUUGUCAACCA
This is a messenger RNA of Pseudonaja textilis, 6165 nucleotides long. Lineage: Eukaryota; Metazoa; Chordata; Lepidosauria; Squamata; Elapidae. The record is from RefSeq and is a predicted model, not a curated record.